GGGAGACCAGAUAUAGUGAAUGCAGGGUCCGGGGAUAGCGGAUAUAGUGAAUGCGAGGUCCGGGGAGACCAGAUAUAGUGAAUGCAGGGUCCGGGGAGACCAGAUAUAGUGAAUGCAGGGUCCGGGGAGACCAGAUAUAGUGAAUGCGGGGUCUGGGGAGACCAGAUAUAGUGAAUGCAGGGUCCUGGGAAACCAGAUAUAGUGAAUGCAGGGUCCGGGGAGACCGGAUAUAGUGAAUGCAGGGUCCGAGGAGACCGGAUAUAGUGAAUGCAGGGGUCCGGGGAGAGCAGAUAUAGUGAAUGCAGGGUCCGGGGAGAGCAGAUAUAGUGAAUGCAGGGUCCGGAGAGGAGAGCAGAUAUAGUGAAUGCAGGGUCCGGGGAGA
Staurois parvus is the source of this 382-nucleotide messenger RNA. The record is from the annotation of a GenBank genome assembly. Lineage: Eukaryota; Metazoa; Chordata; Amphibia; Anura; Ranidae.